Trichoderma gamsii is the source of this 882-nucleotide messenger RNA. RefSeq lists its product as hypothetical. Gene Ontology annotation, biological process: cytosolic ribosome assembly. The record is from RefSeq and is a predicted model, not a curated record. The coding region runs from base 1 to 882 and encodes 293 amino acids. Gene Ontology annotation, cellular component: mitochondrial matrix. NCBI's taxonomy places the organism in Eukaryota, Fungi, Ascomycota, Sordariomycetes, Hypocreales, Hypocreaceae. The transcript is spliced from 2 exons.
AUGCUCUUCGUCAGAAACCUCGCACGAGCUGCUCCUCGGACGCUCAGCCGCACGGCCGGAGCCUCCCUGCGAUCAUCGGCCAUUGCCCGCCCCAGCGUCUUUAUCAAGUCCCCCGCCAUCAAGGCCCUGCUGCCCACCCGAGCUGCCGCCUUCUCCACGACCGUUCGCCGAAGCCAAGAGGACGACGUCGACGUCGACGUUGCCCUGUCUGCCAAGCUCGACAGCGAGAUCCAGAUUGAGGAGGACAUCAAGGUCAAUGAGCAGCAGCCCGCCAGCAUCAAGGACUUCCUUGACAACAGCCCUUUUGAGCUUAUCGAUACUCCCGGCCAGGAAGUUGUCAAGCUGACCCGCAGCUUCAACGAAGAGAAAAUCACAAUCAGCUUCUCCAUCGCUGACAUCACAAACUUCGACCCCUACGCCGAGGACAGCCUCUUCGAAGAGGACGAGCUCCCCGAAGAGUCCCUCCAGUCCGACAAGCAGCAGAACUCCGACGACGCCCUCGACGCCGAGGCCGAUGACGAGGCCGGCGCGCCCAUCAACCUGUCCAUCCUGAUCGAGAAGCCCGGCAAGACCGACGGCGCCCUCAACAUCGACGCCACCGCCCGCGACGGCGAAAUCGUCGUCGACAACAUGUUCUUCUACGAGGACGCCACCGUCGCCCGCAUCGACUCCCCCGAGGCCGCCCAGAAGCGCGCCGACGUCUACCCCGGCCCUCCCUUUGGCAGCCUCGACGAGGACCUGCAGGUGCUGAUGGAGCGCUUCCUCGAGGAGCGUGGCAUUAACGAGUCCCUGGCGGUCUUUGUCCCCGACUACGUUGAUGCCAAGGAGCAGCAGGAGUACAUCCGCUGGCUCAAGAACGUCCGCACUUUCGUCGAUGCUUAA